ACGAACAAACCCUUUUGCUGUUUAAACCCAGAGGAUGCUGGAGAAGACUCCAGAGGGGUCAGAGUGGCUGGCUGUGGGGAAUGGCUGUAGGCUCUCUGUAGGCUGGUGAUAAGACCACUGUGUCUGUAUGGAUGUCCUGGGAGACAACAGGGGUCCAUGGGAGGUGUAUGAGACAGAGCUACCAAGCAGCAGUUGUUGUGACCCAGGCUGGAGCAUCAGUCCUGAGGAGCAACUGAGUCUGGACCAUCUGCUGGUGCUGAAGGAAGCAUUUACCUGCUGCACACCCUCAGACAGGAAGCCAGGGGAUGGAGGGCACAGCAGAACUGUACAGAGAGAGGAAGGAGGAGGAGGAAGAGGAAGAGGAGGAAGAGGAGCAGAAGGAGACGAGGGGAUGACUCUGAAGGAGUUCCGGGAUGUUUUGAGCCCUGUGAUCGGUUCAGACAGUCAGGCAGGAUGGAUAGAACAGUUCUACAAGGAGGUGGACAUCACCUGUGUUGGCAGUGUUGCCUGGGGGGAUCUGUGUGGCUACCUGCUGCAGCAGGCCAGAGAGAGAGACCUGUCCUCCAUCCCCAGAGGGGCCCUGUUGGACACUGAACCCCUCAUCACACACUGCUCUCACAACAAGCAGGAGCCCACUACCCGUGUGGUGGCUGUCCCCCAUCCACCCCCCUUCCGCUACAUCAGUGUCAGCAAGGGCGGGCUGCUUACUGUGUGGAACAGCCGCCUACACAUCCUCAAGACGCUGGAACUUGUGGGGGACCCAACAGAGGAGGGAGCUAACAGGAGGCGAUUCAGAGGAUGGACCACCGACGCCGUACACAUGCCCAAUGUACAUAAGGUCGCCAUAGCAACUAGCAGCAGGGACAUUCACUUUGUUGACGUUUCCACAGCGAGCUGCUUUGAGGAGGUCCACCUGUUUGGUUUCCGGAAUGUUCCAACUGCUUUGUGCUACUCGUGUGACAUCAAGGCUCCAGGGCGGCGCUCUCUGCUCCUGUGGGGGGAUGAGAGGGGUGGGGUCCACCUGCUGUGGUUCCUGCUGCCUCUCUCAGGGUUGUUUGAAAGCCCCUUCAGCGAGGCGAACGGACCACAGAAGAUCUACAUGCAGGACCUGGGUGACCACAGCCAUCUGGUGUCUUAUCAGCACCUCCCGUCCAUCCACCAGGAACCAAUCAACAGAGUCCUUUUUGAUCCCCACACAGAUCUCAUCAUGACAUCAUCCGGAAGUGACGAGUCAUCUGUGGUCAUCAUGGAUGCAAGCCUCAAAAGGAAUCCCUACAUUUGGAACAUUAUGAAGGGUGUGCAGUGUUUCGACUACAGCCGGCCUCUGGGUCUGUUGGUGACCGGUGGGCUGGACCCGGCGGUGCGUUUGUGGAACCGCUUCGUGCCGUCUCGGCCCGUUGCCACGCUGGAGGGUCACGGCACCACGGUGGUGGACCUUGCCUUCUACCAGCCGCUGGCUCAGGUCCUCAGCUACUCCAAAGAUGCGGAGGUGAGGGUGUGGGACAUUUCCUCUCAUCGCUGUCUCAGGACCCUGCACCUGCAGUUCCCUUGUUUGCAGCCAGGCCACUCUCCAGAGUAUGGAAACUUCCCCUUCCUCUUAGUGACUCCUCCCCUUCCUUCACUGACUCCGCCCCAUUUGCUGGUGAGCUGUAAGGACUUCCUGGCUCUGCUGAGGCUGGGAGAGAGAGGGAAAGGAGGCGACAUGGAGAGAAUUGGAGGAGGGGGAUGGAGAGAAGCAGGAGGGGUGAGACAACUCCAGCACACCCCCUUUUCCUGCGCCCUCUAUAACCCCACCCUGAGACAGGUGGUAACCGGGAGCAAUGACUCAACAGUUUUGGUGUGGGAUGUGGCAACUGGGGCGUGGCUUAUGACUAUUUCCAACGCCCAUGGAGAGGAGGAGGUCACUUGCAUGGCGUUGGACUCCUCCCACAGACGACUCAUCACUGCAUCAACCAACGGCACCAUCAAGGUGUGGAAUCUUCUAAAUGGGCACAACUUACAUAAACUGGAGCCUGUCACAAGCUCUGAGGUCACUGGGAUCAUCUGUCUCUAUGACAACCAGCUACUCGCUGUGGGGUGGAGCCAGCAAAUAGUUCAGUAUGACAUCACAGGAGCAAAGGAUGUGUGCGUGAAGGCAGACAUGUCAUGGAAGUCUGGACGUAUCCACAAAGCAGACAUCCAAGCUUUGGCCCACUGUCCUGCCUUGGGGGUUGUUGCCACGGCAAGCCAUGAUGGAGAGAUCAUCGUCUGGGCGAUGGACACCCAAAGGCCCCUGGUGCGCCUGCGAAGGAACCCUCAGUCUGGGGUGGCGCCCCCUGUGGAGAAUCUGCUGUUCCUGCAGGCCAGGGCUGGAGCCAGACAGUGGAGGAGCACAGCUGUCCUGGUUUCCUCUCAGGAUGCCUGGAUCUGCUUCUGGAGCAUUGCAGGACACACUCACACACAGGGGGAGUUUCGUCCCUCAGCCCCAGCAGGGGAGGUGUUGUGUCUGACGUCAGACCAGGACAGCAGCCUGCUGGUGUCUGGAGACAGGAGUGGCUAUGUGAAGCUGUGGGACAUCUCUCAGUAUGCUCUGGCCAUCACCCUCCAGCCCACCUCGGCCUGCCCCCCUCUGCUGCGGUCUUGGAGGGCCCACCAGGGGGCGCUGGUGAGCCUGGAGCUGCUGCAGGAGGACCCAGACGCCCUAUUUCUGCUCACGGCAUCAGGAGACGGCUCUGCCCGACUGUGGACCGGGGAGGGGGUGUGUUUGGGGACGUUUGGAUUGGAUGCACAUUGGGACCUCCAGCAUCCAGACACCUACCAUGGGAGUUGGCACCAGGAGACCACUGUGACGGAGAAGGGGGAUGAGGGGGAGGUGCAGAGUGAAAAGGACCAAUCAGGAAGCAAUGAGGUCAGAGGUCAGCUCGGUGACCUUGUCAGUCAAGGCCAAACAUCACAAGAGGAGGAUCAAGGGGAAGCCGCACCCAGAAGAACACAAACACACAUUCUCUCCCCACCUCCAGCCUCCAGCCCUGAGGAUUUGGACCAGAGGAACCUAACUGGAGUUGUCAGCACUUCAGAGAACCUUGCUCAGACUCAAAAAACCAAAGGGUGUGUGUGUCGGGGUGUGUAUGGGGACCUCAGGAGGAAGGCGGCCGUGCGCUGGGAGAGGAGACGGGUGUUUGGUGACAUUGACGUCAACAAACUCAGCCUGGUGGGAGGGGUGUGCACACCCUACCAAGCUCUUGUGCUGCAGGACUACCAGGAAGUCCCCUUGACAGAGGAUCUACCCAUAAGUCCCUGGAUGCAGUGUCACAGUCCCAGGUCUCCCAGUGAGGCGGGGCUUAGCUCCCUGCAGCUGUCAAUCACCAGUUCAGACCAAGAACCCGAAACAGCAACCUGACCAGCCAGUAGGGGUGGGCGUAACAGAGGACUCUGCGUGCAGUAUGGGAGUGUGUGUGUGCACUUGCAGUUGUGAGGUCUGUUUUUAGAUGUCUGCUCCUCUCUGGUCCCUAGCUUUGGAAGGAAUGUUGCAGGAAUUUCCCUAGUCUCUACCACACAGCUCACCAUGCCAAGGUGCCUAGAAAUGUAGGUGCUGUAAACUGUACAGCCAUGGUAUUUAAUAAA
Osmerus eperlanus (European smelt) is the source of this 3603-nucleotide messenger RNA. RefSeq names its product WD repeat-containing protein on Y chromosome. NCBI's taxonomy places the organism in Eukaryota, Metazoa, Chordata, Actinopteri, Osmeriformes, Osmeridae. The coding region runs from base 128 to 3379 and encodes 1083 amino acids. The record is from RefSeq and is a predicted model, not a curated record. Gene Ontology annotation, molecular function: protein binding. The transcript is spliced from 19 exons.